AGGAAGUGGAAAAUGUGCUCAAAAGAUAACAUCGUCAAGUUAAACGUUGGUGGUACUGUUUUUCAAACUUCCAAGUCUACUCUCACCAUGAUCGACGGAUUCUUUAAGAUGAUGCUCGAGAGUGACAUUCCGCUCCAGAAAGACGAUUCCAACUGCAUCUUCAUCGACCGCUCUCCGAAACAUUUCGACAUAAUCCUGAACUUUCUGAGAGAUGGCGACGUGGAUCUUCCUGAGCAAGAAAAAGAGAUCAACGAAGUCAAGAGAGAAGCUCAGUUCUACCUGUUGGAGGAGUUGGUCGAUCUGUGUCAUAGAAAAAUCAAUACAAAAAUUCGUGUACUAAUAAGUGGCACUGAAAAAAUAGAGUUCUAUACAAAAAACGACAAGCCACGAUUGUUGAUAAAGUAUCCUGAAAAGAAUCUAGAUGAAUCGCCCAUUUUGGACAUCGACUGGGGGAGUUUAAUGGAAAAGUAUAGAGAUCAAUUUCACAUUGCUUUCGCACCACAAAACAACUGUUCCUUGAGCGCAAAUUGUCAAUUCAAGUCAGUCAAGUCAAGUAUCUUUCUGAGUAUUGGGGAUGUAUCAAAUGAUUGUGAGCAAUUUAUUGAUAAUUUUUUAAAGAAACAUUGUGGAUUCUAAUUAAUUUUUUUAAAUCCUAAUUGUGCCAAUCAAUAAAUCAAUAAAGUUAUUAUGUUUUUC
Molecule: messenger RNA, 696 nt
Organism: Caenorhabditis elegans
Lineage: Eukaryota; Metazoa; Nematoda; Chromadorea; Rhabditida; Rhabditidae
Gene: C17F4.8
Product: BTB domain-containing protein
Exons: 4
Coding region: 13-636 (207 amino acids)
Biological process (GO): protein homooligomerization
Source: RefSeq, marked reviewed